GAUGGCGGGUAGAGGUACACCACCUCCCACCCCUCUGUCACGGCGCGCGUGUGUGUAUAUGUGUGUGUGAGAGAGAGAAAGAAAGUGGAGGGUCGGCCGUGCUGGAGGAGUCAUGUUGCUGCUGCGCGCUCUCAAGCUGGCCCCCCGGUUGGGCGCGUCGCGGGCCGCGUGGCCGCGUCUCUACCAUGGCGACGUGGUGGCCACGAUCGGGUCCGCGCCAGACACGACGUCAGCCACUUACCAGGAAAAUUAUGAAAAUAUGCAAUCCUUGGUAACGGAGAUGAAGGAGAGAGUUGAGAAAGUAAAGCAAGGUGGGGGAGAGAAGGCCCGAGCGCUGCACACAUCUCGUGGGAAACUGCUGCCUCGCGAGAGGAUAGACAAACUCCUCGACCCAGGGUCACCUUUCUUGGAGCUGUCGCAGUUUGCUGGCUAUGAGCUCUAUGGGGAUGAAAACGUACCAGCUGGAGGAAUCAUUACCGGUGUUGGGCGUGUGUCUGGGGUGGAGUGUGUGGUGGUCGCCAAUGACGCCACAGUGAAAGGCGGCACCUACUACCCAGUAACGGUCAAGAAGCACCUGCGUGCCCAGGAGGUGGCACGGGAAAACUUCUUGCCGUGCAUCUACCUGGUGGACUCUGGUGGGGCCAAUCUUCCGCGGCAAGCUGAUGUGUUCCCAGACCGGGACCACUUUGGCAGAAUCUUCUUCAACCAAGCCAACCUUUCAUCAGAGGGCAUCUCACAGAUAGCGGUGGUGAUGGGGUCAUGUACAGCUGGUGGCGCCUACAUUCCGUCUAUGGCAGAUGAGAGCAUCAUCGUGCGGAAACAGGGCACUAUUUUCCUUGGAGGCCCUCCCCUGGUGAAGGCUGCCACAGGUGAGGUGGUGACAGCUGAGGAUCUGGGAGGCGCCGAUCUCCACUGCAGUAAGUCUGGCGUAACGGACCAUUAUGCCUUGGAUGACCACCAUGCACUUCAUCUGGCACGUAAGGUGGUGCGCAGCCUCAACUAUAAGAAGAAUCUUAAUGUGACAUUAGAAGAGCCACAGGAACCACUGUUUCCAACCGACGAGCUGUACGGCAUUGUGGGAGCAAACCUGAAGCGUUCCUUCGACAUCCGAGAGGUGAUUGCUCGAGUGGUGGAUGGCAGCAAGUUUGACGAGUUCAAAGCCAUGUAUGGUGAUACUCUGGUGACAGGCUUUGCCCGCAUUUUUGGAUACCCGGUUGGAAUAAUAGGAAAUAAUGGCGUGUUGUUUUCUGAGUCAGCCAAGAAGGGCACACACUUCAUUCAGCUGUGCUGUAAGCGGAACAUCCCACUUAUCUUCCUACAAAAUAUCACAGGAUUCAUGGUCGGGCGUGACUAUGAGGCUGGUGGCAUCGCGAAGGAUGGUGCCAAGAUGGUUACGGCAGUGGCGUGCGCAAAUGUCCCCAAAAUUACCCUCAUUGUUGGAGGCUCCUACGGCGCUGGCAACUAUGGCAUGUGUGGCCGUGCCUACAGCCCGCGGUUCCUGUUUAUGUGGCCCAACGCUCGCAUCUCCGUGAUGGGAGGGGAGCAAGCAGCCACUGUGCUGGCCACCAUCACCCAGGACCGCUACGCUCGUGAGGGCAAGCAGAUGACUCCAGAAGAAGAAGCUGCUCUCAAACAACCCAUCAUUCAGAGAUUCGAAGAGGAAGGCUCCCCAUACUACUCAAGCGCAAGGUUGUGGGAUGACGGCGUCAUUGACCCGGCUGACACACGCAUUGUGCUUGGACUUAGCCUGAGUGCCACCCUCAAUGCUCCGACUAAACAAACGCACUUUGGGGUUUUCCGCAUGUAAUGAACAUCAACACACGUGCUCAAAUUGUCUAUGCGUGUAAACCAAGCACAGCAUUAAACGUGUUGAUUUGUGUGUAUCUCUUACAAGACAGUUUAAAUAUCAUUUCUUGAUACUUCUAACAUUUCACAAUCAGAUUAAAAUCUGUAUAAUCCACCAGCAAUGUUUCUCUUUUGGUGCCAUACAAUGCAAUUGUGUUUUAUUACAUUUCUAUCAGCUGUUAUGCUAAAUGGACUACAUUAUGCUGUGUCUCCACCUGGGGAGUUUCAAGUUGAAAAGGAAUUGUUAACACACUGUCAAUUAUUUCCUUAUAACCUGACGAGAGUAAGUUAAUAUAUAGAGUAUAUCAUAUACAGGCAUCCCCCGCUAUAUACGUUCCUGGGAAAUGCUACUUGACCAGAAAUUACUUAUAUUUUUGCAUUGUUUUGAAAUAUGGAAAACAUUACACUUAUAAGAAAAUGUGUUCCCGAAUUAAUCAGCAAUGUAUAUGUGCAACAACACAAUGUGGAAACCUAUAGCGGGGAAUACCUAUGUAUUGUGUUUAUAUAAUAUAUAUUAUACUGGGUAUAAACUUGUUGUUGCAUAAUGAGUGUCCCGUUAUUUAAGAAGGCUUCAAGUCCUUUUAAUAUAGAUUAUGUUGUGUAUAGGAGACCCUGCAAACAUACAUAUGGAAACUUAAUUUGGAGCUUUCGUGACUGCAGGAAUUAUUCUUUGGUUCUUUCGGUAAAGUCACGUAUAAAGAUAAAAUAAUAAAUUUAAUUAAAUACUAGCAUACGACGUUUCAUACAUAUGGACAUACUCUGAUCUGAAUUAUGGGUAAUUGGGAAUAAAACAUUAAAAAAAUUGAUGUCAUGUUUUUCUAAAAAUAAAUUAUGGUACAGAAUGAAUAAAUCAAACCCACUUUGAA
Molecule: messenger RNA, 2711 nt
Organism: Lethenteron reissneri (Far Eastern brook lamprey)
Lineage: Eukaryota; Metazoa; Chordata; Hyperoartia; Petromyzontiformes; Petromyzontidae
Gene: MCCC2
Product: methylcrotonyl-CoA carboxylase subunit 2
Biological process (GO): L-leucine catabolic process
Cellular component (GO): mitochondrion; methylcrotonoyl-CoA carboxylase complex
Molecular function (GO): methylcrotonoyl-CoA carboxylase activity
Source: RefSeq, a predicted model, not a curated record